UCACAACAGUGCAGCCCAACAUUGGAAUGGCAGAAUUCAGUGAUAGACGUCAAAUCAGCAUUGCAGAUCUUCCCGGUUUAAUAGAAGGUGCUUGGGCAAAUAUUGGCAUGGGGCACAAAUUUCUUCGACAUGUUGAGAGAACCAAGCUACUUCUCUUUGUAGUUGACGUCAAUGGUUUUCAGUUGGGACCUAAACAUCCACACCGGAAUGCAACAGAAAAUAUUAUUCUUUUGAAUAAGGAGUUGGAGAUGUACUCACCAGACCUGAUUGAGAAACCUGCCUUACUUAUGAUUAACAAAAUGGACUCUAUACAUGCUGAAGACAAUCUUAAGAAACUUCUUAAAGAUCUUAGCCAGAUGAAGGAACUAUGUAUGGAUUUCCCAGACGAAUUCCGCCCCAAUCAGUUAGUGACAUUUGACGACAUUAUACCAUGCUCAGCCAGAGAAAACAGAGCUUCAGUAAAUUUUGUAAAAGACCGUCUCCGUGAGCUUCUUGACUUUUAUGGAGAUCAGGAAAAGGAUCAAGAAAGACUGGAUACUACAGCUAAGGAAAAAGUUAGAAGACAACUAAUUGAAAAGAGUAACCCUUUAAUGUGAUUUAUGUAAUAUAGAAAUUAACAUGCAUUCAUUAUAUAAAAAAAAUGUAAACUGUCAAAUAAAUAUAUAUAUACAAUA
Cherax quadricarinatus is the source of this 674-nucleotide messenger RNA. NCBI's taxonomy places the organism in Eukaryota, Metazoa, Arthropoda, Malacostraca, Decapoda, Parastacidae. The record is from RefSeq and is a predicted model, not a curated record.